Molecule: messenger RNA, 1889 nt
Organism: Dioscorea cayenensis subsp. rotundata (Guinea yam)
Lineage: Eukaryota; Viridiplantae; Streptophyta; Magnoliopsida; Dioscoreales; Dioscoreaceae
Product: serine/threonine/tyrosine-protein kinase HT1-like
Exons: 4
Coding region: 185-1759 (524 amino acids)
Biological process (GO): protein phosphorylation
Molecular function (GO): ATP binding; protein kinase activity
Source: RefSeq, a predicted model, not a curated record
AGAAGGAGGGAGAGCGAGGACAAAGGCUUGUCCGUCUUUGGUACGGUCUCAUAUCACCGCCCAAAGAGGGAGGGACGGAAGGGAUCCGUACCCGAAUGCGUCGUCCUUUUCGUCGUCUUCUCUCCGCUAAUUUUGUGGAUUUUGAUCGAGUUUCUUGGUAGAGAGAAGCUGGAUUUGAGGAUCAAUGGAGGAAUUAGAUGGUGGCUCUUGGGUUUGCAGAGCAAGGUUCCCCCGCGUGCCCUUCCCUAGGUUGGAUACCGUGAAGCUUUCAGAGAGUCUAUUAUCUGCUCAACAAUUGGAUUUGAACAAGUCUAGCUUGGAUUUGAAGUUGAAGAACCCAAGAUCUUUGUCAAAAACUAUGAGCUUUACGCCUGGAUCAAAUGUAUCAUCAUCAGCUGCAACGUCCUCCAAUGACCUCGAUCAAAAGCUGAAGAAAUUGAACGUAGAUUCUUCUGAAUCAAAGCCAACAACAUCAAGGAAAAUAGACCCUGAUUCCAGGAAAUCUAAUUUGUUCUUGAAUAGGAAUGAACGAAGAUCAAGGGGAAAUAGAAGGUCUGUGUCUCCUCUUCGCAGUACCGAGCUCUCGGAUACCUUCAAAGAGGCCAGGUCUCAUGGAAAAAGAUUCUUUUCACCACCACUGAGACGACAUAAAUCCCAAAAUAAGAGUGUAUCGAAAGAUGCUUUUGUGCAACAUGCUACCAGGGCAGCAACACCUUCAAUUAUGGACAAGCUGAAAGGCAAGAAAGACAAUUCUUGGUCUAGUUGUUUUGAUGCAGGUGUUGGGAAAGUCAUGGCUAUAGAGACUACAGAGGAGUGGUCCGUCGAUCUUUCGAAAUUAUACAUUGGGCUUAGAUUUGCCUCUGGUGCUCAUAGUAGGUUGUAUCAAGGCCUUUACAAGGACCAAGCUGUUGCUGUGAAGAUCAUUAGGCAACCUGAUGAUGACGAAAAUAAAACUAUGGCUGUUCGAUUAGAGAAGCAGUUCACUAGAGAAGCUACCCUUCUGUCCCAUCUUUAUCACCGGAAUGUGAUUAAGUUGGAAGGAGCAUGCAGAAAUCCACCGGUGUUUUGCAUUAUCACUGAAUAUCUCUCUGGUGGUUCCUUGAGAUCAUUCUUGCACAAGCUUCAGCAUGAAUCCCUUCCUCUACAAAAACUUAUAGCAAUUGCUCUAGAUAUUGCUCGAGGAAUGGAAUAUAUUCAUUCACAGGGUGUUAUUCACCGUGACCUGAAGCCUGAGAACAUACUCUUCGAUGAACAUUUCUGUGUAAAAAUUGCUGACUUUGGAAUAGCUUGUGAAGAGGCAUGCUGUGAUGCUUUGGCAGACGACCCGGGGACUUACCGGUGGAUGGCCCCUGAGAUGAUCAAACACAAGUCUUACGGGCGUAAAGUUGAUGUUUACAGUUUUGGUCUGCUUUUAUGGGAGAUGGUAACAGGCACAAUCCCCUAUCAAGACAUGACACCCAUUCAGGCGGCUUUCGCCGUUGUUGAUAAGAACUUGCGGCCGGUUAUUCCCUGUGACUGCCCUGCGGAGUUGGGAUGCUUAAUCAAGCAGUGCUGGGCACUACAACCAGAGAAGAGGCCCGAAUUCUGGCAGAUUGUCAAGGUUUUGGAACAGUUUGAAUCUGAUGUUGCUCGUGACGGAAAGCUCAGCUCAAUACAGAAGUUGAAUUUUCAAGAUCAUAAGAAGCAGCUGUUUAAUUGGAUCCACAAGCCCAAAGCAUCCCAUGCAUAUUUCAGAACUUCUUUAUCCAAAAUGUCAUAACUUCUUUGGUUGUUUCUUCUUAUUUCACUUUAGUUUUGAUACCCUGUAGUUAUUCUGCCCUUGCCUUUUUCUUUAUUUCUUGUAGUAUUAAUCCAGAUUGGUUAAUUUUUCAUUACUAACAAUUCCUGCA